This is a messenger RNA of Danio aesculapii, 4228 nucleotides long. It is a transcript of the gene triobpb, whose product is annotated as TRIO and F-actin binding protein b. Bases 337 to 3663 code for a protein of 1108 amino acids. Gene Ontology annotation, cellular component: actin cytoskeleton. Gene Ontology annotation, molecular function: actin filament binding. The transcript has 16 exons. Gene Ontology annotation, biological process: actin filament organization; positive regulation of substrate adhesion-dependent cell spreading. The record is from RefSeq and is a predicted model, not a curated record. Lineage: Eukaryota; Metazoa; Chordata; Actinopteri; Cypriniformes; Danionidae.
AGCCCCACACCUUUCAAACAGGCAGAAUCCUACAGUUCCUCCAGUCGGAAAGGUGGACGAAGUCGAAACACUUCUCCUUUACGGCAGACGGGGUCACUCAACACUUACCACAGAGGCUCCAGUCUCCCGCAGUCCUCUUCUCCCUCUCAGAGCCUCUCGCCGUUCAGACGGGCCGAGUCUAGCUCCUCCAUCAACACCGUGGGCUUACGCUCAAGCGGAGCGUCAUAUGUACAAGACCGGGCAUCCGUCAGUCCAACACGGAGCAGUUACACUGCACAGAAAAAUCUCAGAUCAUUGGCGAGUACAGUGGGCACAGUCAGCAAGUCUCUAUCCUACAUGGAUCUGAAAGGCUCUCAACAAAAACACGAACCCAGCAGCCGCAGCGGCUCGCCUCCAUCCAGACGGAGUUACGAUUCUCCUACAGCUCGAAAACCAGACAUAAAAAACCUUUCAUAUGACAGACUCAACUCCUCCAUCUCCACCAGCCGACAUGAUUCAAGAAGCCAGUCCCCUUCCAGACAGAGUUAUGAUGGUCGGAAAACUGAGAUAAAAAGCCCUUCAUAUGAGCGGAGCCAUGACAGACAGAGCUCCUCCUUUUCCUCAAAGGGCCGAUACGGUUCCAGAAGCCAGUCCCCAUCGGGGAGACCAGAGGAUGGUCUGAGUACAGAGGGGCGACGCAGUGCAUCUCCAGUCAGGAAGGGCUACGGGACACCAAGCCAAUCAGAACCAAGAUCCUUCUCUAAUAGGUGGAGAGAUGAGAGAACUAGCCCUGCCCCCACUAGGAAAAACUAUGAAGGACAAACCGCAAUGAAGAAAACAGAAGCAAAGAGCAGGCAAUCUUCUCCAAAUAGAGGCUCAUCAUUGUUUCGUAAGCCUGAAACAUCAUCAAACCGUGGCGUUAAGAGCCGCAGUUCAUCCCCAUUAGCCCAGAGCCCAUCUGUCUUGCAUAACUCAGAGAGUGGCCGGAGCCACUCAGUGUCCACCCUGAGGAGAGACCUGGCAGACCACAUCCCCAUGAGGAGCGACAGACCCAGCUCCACCUUCAGGAACUCUGCUGGUACCCAGCCUCGCUAUGAUCCAAUCCCAUCAACUGACCACUGGAAAGGCUCCGCCCACUCACUCCACAGCCAGUCAGCUUCUCGUCACCCCUCCCCCACUCGCCACAGUGGGGAGAAGAAGCAGAUCUCCUUCACUCAGUCUGUCCCAGUGGGCUGGGGGGUGCCACAGGACAGCAGCCGCAGGAGCAGCUCCAGACCAGGCCAUCAGGAGCACACCUCCAGGACUCCCCCUGUGAAGACACACACCUCCACCCCUAGUUGCCGGAGACAGCGCAGCCCCUCACCUCCAGUGCAGACACACAUCUCCACCCCCGGUAUCCGGAGACACCGCAGCCCCUCACCUCCAGUGCAGACACACAUCUCCACCCCCAGUGGCCGGCGGCACCGCAGCCCCUCUCCCCCAGCACAGACACACACCUCCACCCCCAGCGGGCGGAGACACCGCAGCCCCUCACCUCCAGCGCAGACACAUACAUCUUCUCAGAGCUCCAUGGACUCUGAGUCCAGCCAUCUGUCUGCGGGGUCGUCGGGUCUCAACCGGGAGGAGUACGCCAUGAUGGCCGACCUUCCCAAAGUCAAAACCGUCCUCCAGAGGGAGAGUCCGAGCCACUCGAUGAGGCCCGAGAAACGAGAACAGUCCCGCUACAAACCUGCCAGUCACUCCCACAGCAAAGCUCCACACUCAGAAUGGGAGGAUCUGGAGGAGGAUAGAGAGAGUGGCACACUAUCAAGGGCUCACUCGUCCAGCUCUCUACACACACAGGGAUUGAGCCGCCCGGCUGCAGAGCACACACACUCCAGCAGGAGCCCAGGACAGAAGCAGAAAACACACAGGCCGUCGGUGUAUUUCUCCUGCAGUGUGGAGCAGACUGAUGAAGAACCAGUAGAACAGGCAUGUACAUGCUGUUCUGGAGUUUUCCGAGAACCUGACCGCGCUGACGCUCUUCUGACGCGGAGCUUUUCAUCUGUGCUUGUGUUUGUGUUUCUGCGGCUGGAUUUGAACAUCAUGACGCCUGACCUGCUGAACUUCAAGAAGGGAUGGAUGUCCAAACUGGACGAGAGCGGAGAGUGGAGGAAACACUGGUUUGUGCUGACGGAUGCUGGACUGAAGUACUACAGAGACUCUGCAGCAGAGGAGAGGGAUGAGGUGGACGGAGAGAUCGACCUGAAGGCGUGUGUGAAGGUGUCUGAGUUUGACGUGGAGAAGAACUACGGCUUCCAGAUUCAGACCAGAGACGCCGUCUUCACUCUCUCCGCCAUGACCGCCGGCAUACGCAGAAACUGGAUCGAGAUCCUGAGGAAGAACGUUCGACCCGGCAGCUCUCCAGACCUCACACAACUGGCCAACUGCAGCAGCGAUAAAGAAAACACUCGUCAUCCAUCAUCCCUACGCCUGCGCAGCCAAUCGGAGGCCUCCUCCACCACCAUAAACCCCGCCCACAAUAAAUUUGACUAUGUAGAGCUGUCUCCCAUAGCCACACCCCCCACUCCCAUGUCUACCAAUCAGAGGGAGUCGGGGGAGGGGCAGGUGAGAGAGCACAGCCAAUGGCAGGAGACAAGGCCCUCUGAUGACACCCACAACCAGUGGGAGGCGGUGCUGUCGAGAAAGGGGGCGGGCCAGCUGUCGGAGCAGAAGCGAAUCGAGGAGGAGAUUGAGCGGAAGUGGGCGGAGUUUGAGCGUCUGCCGCUCAAAGAGACGAGGUCACUCCCAGCGAUGGGCUCGCGGUCGUCCAAUCAGGCGCUGGAGAGGGAGGUGGCGUCUCUGAGGCAGCAGCUGGCGGAGCUGGGGGCGGGGCAGGGGUGGGAGGGGUCGGGGGUGGGUCAUCAGUGCUGUGGGGCGGAGUCUCGCUGCAGCGACGUUCUCCUGCAGAUGGAGCGCAGACACAGAGCCGUUAUGGAGGAGCAGGAGCAGCGACACACACAGCAGAUCAGCGCUCUGGAGGCGCAGAGAGACGCACUGCUGCAGGAGGAGGCCCGCGCCACCGCCACCGUGAUGGAGGCGUUACAGAAAGCACACAGAGAAGAGCUGGAGAAAAUCACACAACUCAAGGAGACGCGUGGGCUGGACUCACACACACUCAACAAACAGCAGCAGGAUGAGCUGUGUAGUCUGCGGCGGGAGCUCCAGGCGCUGUCUGAGCGUUACUCUCAGCAGUGUGUGGAGCUGAAGCGUGCGCAGCAGCUCAGAGACGACAGCAACACACAGAUCCGACUGAAGGACACACAGAUGGAGCAGCUGAGGAGGGACAAGCAGGAUCUACAGGCACGUCUGACUGAUGAGAUGAAGCUGAUUCGCUCUCUGGCCACAGGUCAGGGGUCAUCCGCAGAGACCGACGACACACACCGCUCCUGCUGUGAGAUGCAGGUCCUGCUGCGGGUCAGAGAGAAUGAGCUGCAGUAUCUACACAGAGAGCUGAACAGCCUCCGCAACCAGCUGCACUUCCUCACCACGGAGAAGAGCAGUGUGUGCGCGCGCUACAGUGAGGUGUGUGAGGAGCUGAGCGUGAUGAAGAGCCGCAGCGAGAGAGAGACGGAGACGCUGAGAGAACACCUGAGACUCGCCCUCAAUGCCUUGAGUGAGGGACACAACAGCCCACAGCACUGACACACACACACACACACACACACACACACACACACACACACACACACACACACACACACACACACUGGAACAAACGCUUCUGCUCUUCUCCUGCCUGUACUGGAGUGUGUGUAUGCACAUGUGAACGCAACGCCGCAAAUAUGGGACCAAACUGGAACAAUGUCUGGAGCUGGACACACACACACACACACACACACACACACACACACCUACACCUGUCAGUCUCUUUGGUUGAUUUGCCAAACUCAUAUCCAAUCAUGUGCCUCCUGUAAUUAGCUGUGUGUGUGUGUGCGCGCACGUGUGUGUGUGUGCGUGCGUGCGUGCGUGCGUGUGUGUGUGUGUGCGCGUGCGUGUGUGUGUGUGUGCGCGUGCGUGCGUGCGUGCGUGUGUGUGUGUGCGUGUGUGUGUGUGUGUGUCCAACUAUUUAGUGCCACUAAAUGGAAGCCGCUUUGCUAGAUUGAGCCAAUGUUUUUACAGAUGUUUGUGUUUUUGUCGUAUUUAAUUGGAGUUUACUGCAGGAAACAUGUUGUACUGUAACUAAUAAAUUUGGGUUCUCCGAUCGUCA